Messenger RNA from Thalassophryne amazonica, 532 nucleotides. RefSeq names its product NADH:ubiquinone oxidoreductase subunit S5 (gene ndufs5). Lineage: Eukaryota; Metazoa; Chordata; Actinopteri; Batrachoidiformes; Batrachoididae. Bases 113 to 439 code for a protein of 108 amino acids. The record is from RefSeq and is a predicted model, not a curated record. Gene Ontology annotation, biological process: mitochondrial respiratory chain complex I assembly. The transcript has 3 exons.
CAUGACGUGAGCGUCAUUGCGUGUUUACGACAAGCAUUACUUUACGGCCGUGCUUUGUGUUGCCGUAAAGCAAAGCGACUCUUCGGAGAAGGUUAUUUUAUCAACUUGCACCAUGCCUAUGUUGGACCUGAAUAAGUGGCUGGGGCUCAGCCUUGACCAGUGGAUACUAGUGCAGAGCGGCAAGCAGCCUUACAAGCAGGCGGCACGCUGCCACGCCUUUGAAAAGGAGUGGAUUGAGUGUGGCCACGGCAUCGGACAGGUCCGUGCCAAGAGGGAAUGCCAGCAGGAAUACGAGGACUUCUGCGAGUGCUUGCACAUGAAAAAGGUGGUGAGUAGAAAGAGGUUGCAUACGAUCCAAAAACAGCGUGACAAACUGAUGAAGGAGGGGAAGUACACGCCACCGCUGCAUCACUUGGGCAAAGUAGAGGAGGGACCGUGAGGGUUCAACGCCAGUUCUGACUUUAUGUAAUUCAUGUGUCAAUUUUCCCCUCCAAUUGUACAAGUCUGCAAAUAAAUGUCAUCACUCACUGUU